This is a messenger RNA of Anopheles funestus (African malaria mosquito), 1835 nucleotides long. RefSeq lists its product as uncharacterized. The transcript is spliced from 3 exons. The record is from RefSeq and is a predicted model, not a curated record. Lineage: Eukaryota; Metazoa; Arthropoda; Insecta; Diptera; Culicidae. The coding region runs from base 1033 to 1566 and encodes 177 amino acids.
UUUGUGUUGUUUUUUUUCUUUCUUUUCGCUCAAAGUCGACACGAUGGAAAAAGUUUCUAAUUCCUCAUUCCAAUAGAACUCUCCAGUAGAAAAGGGCGAUGAAAACUCACGAAAGCAGUAACAGCUUUAGCACGUGCAGUUUGUAGGAACAGUGACGCAAUUCCGGUGCAGUGGUGAAACUUUGCAAUACAUUUGCAAACACCUGCUACCGGGGGCGAGCUUCAUUGCGGCUCUAGCACAAGCAAUGGCGUUGCUGUCACGUGUAAUUGACAUGUAAUUUAACACUUUCGAACUGCCCGAGAGCGGGCACGGGACGGUAGAAUCCGGGACGAGUAACUAAUCGCCAGUACUUAGCUGCUUUCGCAACACUAAUGCUGCUGCCAAUCAUGGCACCGAUCGACAGCUUCCUAAAAACUUCAUGUUGAAGUGUCGAAUUUUCGGUAGUGAGAUACAAUAUUGCAAUAAUUUGUACAUGUUUAGCGUGCCAAGAAUAAACCGUACGAACACAUCUGAUGUCUGGUCCUAUUUAUUGCCAUGUCACUCAUCAUUUUCGGCACAUUUGACGAUUGCACAUUCCAGAUCGAUGAAACAUUCAACGGUGAGAUCACACAAACCUCACUUUACAAUUGAUCAAACGUAAUACAAUUAUAUUGCUUAACAUCUUUUCUAGUCAUCCAUCAUUUCGAUUUCAAUUUUUUGCAAUUCCAAUUUAACAUUAUCUAUCCAGCUUGCCGACACUGAUAACAUUUACAUACGAAACGAUAUACACUUCGUCAGACAAAUGCUCAAAAAAUUAAGUUGAUCAUUAAAAUUUCAAGUGUCGAAAACAUUUGUAAAAAAGACACUCUGUUAAACGAUCUGAAGUAAGAAAUCAUGGAUGAAGCACAUCUUCAUUUUUAAAACACACACAUUCUGGUGUAACAUAUUAUUAUUUGACCAUCUGUACCGGGACACUACCAUACACAGAUGUGAGGAGAGUUUAUCUCGAUCGCUUUAUCUCCUGAUACGAGUUGGCACCAAAAGUGUUCUUAGAUGAUGGUUUGGCAUUUUCGUUUGGCAGUUUCAAGGAAGUCGUUCGUUGGAUUGCCUCGAUCGUUCAAGUGCACGAGUGUUCUUAUGCCGGUUAGAAUGGAUCGUAUUACGGGUUUUGCGGUGUUAUUAUUAGUGCUGGUUUUGGAAGCCAAUUCGCAGCUGGUUUGCUAUUCCUGUAACAAUUGUGAGGGAAACCCUCUGGGUGCUGUCAUAUGCGGGUAUCCUUCGGGUGGAGGUGGCAGCGGUGUAGGACCCACCCUACCAACCUCUCCUUACCCUACUGUCCCAACAACGACGGCAUGGCCACAGGUAACAUGGUAUCCACCGUUGUCUUCCACCGUUACACCGUGGGGUCGAUCGACCGGUUACGUGUGUUACCGGGUUCAGCGUUACGUUCCUUCGGAAAAUCGUUACACGCUCGACAGAGGCUGUGCGCUACAGCUUAACUCAUUCGAUACGACCUGCAGAAGUGUAACCGGCAAUCAGGGUUACAUUAAUUGUGAAUUCUGUGUCGGUUCGCUGUGUAACUACUGAUGUAAUUGCGCUUAAUCAUUCGUUGGAAUUCAUCCCCUGGUACGUUCCCCAAAAAAAAAACGACGCGAGUCAUCAUCAAUCAUCCAUGGUCCGGCUGGUCACGAUGCGGCGGUGAUGAUUUCCGAAGGUCUUCGCAAACAGCCACCGUCGCCUUUAGGUUAGACAGCAUAGUUAUCGUGCUAUCGUAUUAUCAGCGUUUCUAUCGUAGUUACGCAUCAAUAAAGCACAACGCAACGGAGCGUUGGAAAUACCCCAGAAAGCACGACGAC